AUGAGUGGACAUGACAAUGGCCGUGAACAAGACAAGAGGUUUGCCAUUGUCUUGGUCUCUACAAUCCUCAUUGUGGCUAUGGUGCCCGAAGUGGCUUCGGAUAAAAAAGUAGAAGAAGAAGAAGAAGGGAAUAGCAUGAGUACCUUUAACACUAUGGUUAAUGGAAACUUAAUUUGCCAAUCAACGGAGCACAGAGAUUUGUGCGAGAAAACCCUUGGGAGUUCACUCAUGAAAGUCACAGACCCGAAGAAGCUCCUCGAAGCUGGGUUCAAUGCAUCAGUGGCGGAACUCUUAGGCAAAAUAAACAACUCUACCCUUUACAACGAGAUGGCCGUAGAUAACAUGACAAGACAAGCCAUGGAUAUCUGUACGGAAGUUUUGGACUAUGCAGUUGAUGGCAUUCUGAAAUCUACUAAGACAUUGGACAAAGUUGACAUUAACAAGUUGAGUGGACAUAUUUUUGACCUCAAGGUUUGGCUCACAGGGAGUAUUGCUCACCAAUACACUUGCUUGCAAGGGUUUGAGAGCUUAAAAGGAAUGGAAAAUAUCAGUAAGGCAAUGGCUCAAGUUCUGCGUGUCUCGUUGGAGCUUACUGACAAUGCGUUGGAUAUGACCAACGUGAUCCAGAAGGUGCUCAAAAUACAAUCAAAUAAGUUUGCCAACAGGAGACUUCUCAGUCCUGAAGCAACUCUUCCGGAUGGGUUCCAUUCCUGGGUUGGUGAAGCCGAACGACGUUUUCUCCAGUCUUCAGGCAAUUACUAUAAUGCGGUUGUGGCUCAAGAUGGCUCUGGCCAGUUCAAAACAGUCAAUGAAGCUCUUCGGACUGUUCCUUAUUACAAUGACAAACCUUUCUUCAUUCAUGUCAAAGCUGGUACCUACACGGAAAAAGUUGAGGUCACCAAGGCCAUGACCCAUGUCACCAUGAUUGGAGAUGGUCCUAGAAAUACUAUUUUCACUGGCAGUUUAAACUAUGUUGAUGGUGUUGUGACUUUCAACAGUGCUACCUUUGGAAGGGAAAUGGGAUUUAAAAACACGGCAGGGAGUGCGAAACACCAAGCAGUGGCACUCAUGGCAACAGGAGACAAAAUUGUAUUCCAUAAUUGCUUCAUGGAUGGGCACCAAGACACGCUCUUUGCACAAUCCCAACGCCAAUUCUACCGUAAUUGCGUCAUCAGGGGCACCAUUGACUUUGUCUUUGGGGAUGCCCUUGGAGUGUUCCAAAACUGCAGACUCGUUGCGAAAGUACCCCUACGUGAGCAAAAAUGCAUGAUGACAGCAAGUGGCAGAAGCACAUCUGAUAGUACUAGUGGCUUGUUGUUUCAAGGUUGCUACUUCACAGGGUUUCAAGAAAUGCUUAAGGCAAACCCUAAGCAAGCAUACCUUGGAAGGCCAUGGCAUGAAUACUCUAGGGUGGUCAUCAUGGACUCUCGAAUUGAUGAUGUGAUUGCACCAGAAGGGUACGAAGCAUUUACGGGACAUAAAAACACGAACACAUGCACUUAUUAUGAGUAUAAUAACAGGGGUCCUGGUUCUGACACAUCACGAAGGGUUCAAUGGCCAGGUUUUAAGGUCCUAUCCUCUUCUGAAGCAUCUCAGUUUUACCCUAGCAAGUUCUUUGAUGUUGCUAAUUCGGCUGAUGGUGAUAAAUGGAUAGUUGACACUGGAAUACCCUACUAUCCUGGUCCUGGUUCUGGUUCAUCGCCCAGUUCAUAA
Sphenostylis stenocarpa is the source of this 1713-nucleotide messenger RNA. NCBI's taxonomy places the organism in Eukaryota, Viridiplantae, Streptophyta, Magnoliopsida, Fabales, Fabaceae. The record is from the annotation of a GenBank genome assembly.